This is a messenger RNA of Sus scrofa (pig), 1330 nucleotides long. RefSeq names its product proline rich 13 (gene PRR13). The record is from RefSeq and is marked validated. NCBI's taxonomy places the organism in Eukaryota, Metazoa, Chordata, Mammalia, Artiodactyla, Suidae.
GUUGUUAUAUUACCAAUUCGGAGGCAGCAGAGGCGGAUGCCAAAGCCUAACGUGAGAGGGUGAUCGGGAAGUGAGAGUGGAGGCUGCGGAGGACGCCUCCGCCCAGGCGGUGGUAUAAAGCUGACGGGACGUCAGUAUUCUGUUCCUUUCUUUCUCCAUUCCUGGGUGAGACGCCCCUUCGUUGCUGGGGAGCCGGGGUCUCCACUUGCCUUUUUUAAAGGGCUGGUGAAAACCCCUGAACAUGUGGAAUCCCAAUGCCGGGCAGCCAGGGCCAAAUCCUUACCCGCCUAACGUUGGAUACCCUGGAGGUUGCCAUCCUACCCAUCCACCAUCUGCCAACCCUCCCUUUCCUCCAGGCCCCCUUCCCACUCCUCCAGGAGUGCCCCAGGGGAAUCCAGCUUUUCCCCCUGGCGGGCCUUGUUAUCCUGUGCCACAGCCAGGGCAUCCAGGAUGCCAGCCCUCAGGUCCCUACCCACCACCUGCCCCUUGCAUGCCACCUGUGAAUCCAUUGGCUCCUGGCAUGGUAGGACCAGGCAUGGUGAUGGACAAGAAGAUGAAGAAGAAAAUGAAGAAAGCUCAUAAAAAGAAGCACAAACACCACAAGCAUGGCAAGGUCAGUGCCCUCUGGAGCCUGGCUAGGAAGAGGUGCCCCCUCAGAAGGACUAGGGUGGCUGGAGGUGGGAAGAGAGCAUUCCUCCUCCUCCUCCUCUUCCAGCAGUGACUCUGACUGAAUACAGGGCCUGGACCCUUCCCUCAAGUCUCUCCAGUUCUGCUCUCCCAUCAAGCUUCAGAUGCCAUCUUGUCCCGGGGGAAAUUAGCCCUCGUGUCCUACCCUUCCACCCUCACAGUCUGGGCCUCAUUCUGCUGUUCAUCCCUCACUGGCUAGAGAAAAUGGGGAAAGAAUUGCCAUGAGCUAGUUUGGAUAGAACUGUCAGCUGAUGAGUUUUGCAGGAGAACUAUUUUUUGAAGACGGUGAGAUCUUUGGGCUAAAUGAGGAAGACAAGUCUAAGAUCUGCAAAAUGUGAUUCUUUACUCUUCCUUUGUAAUACUUCUGAUUGGGGAGAUGCUGUGAAAAUUUAAUUAUGGGGGAAAAAAACUGUACCUUUCUUGUGAUUGUGGCAUACUUGGGUGAUUUAGUGGUGAAUAAACAUUUCCCAGCAAGCUCUUUAUUGGUUGCAUUAACUGCAAGUCUACUGAGAAGUGGAGUCCACUUGGUUAAUGAGCUCUGACUGCUAUUUUGAAAACUAAUCUCUACUCCUUGGCACAGUAAGCCAUCUCAGAUCCUCCUCUCACUCUCCAACUCUCAGUCCAAAUAAAGCUGUUUCUCCUA